Messenger RNA from Penicillium robsamsonii, 1089 nucleotides. RefSeq lists its product as uncharacterized. Bases 1 to 1089 code for a protein of 362 amino acids. NCBI's taxonomy places the organism in Eukaryota, Fungi, Ascomycota, Eurotiomycetes, Eurotiales, Aspergillaceae. The record is from RefSeq and is a predicted model, not a curated record. The transcript is spliced from 3 exons.
AUGCCUAGAACGUCUGCAUUAUCUCGUCAGUACUCUUAUGAACCCGAGAUCUUGUAUGACUAUCAAUGGGCCACUUAUAUGCAAAAACCAGCGGCAGGAAUUGCUAGUGCCUUGAACUUGUCAUCAACACAGGAGAUCGACGCAUUAUGGUAUAAUAACGCGGAGACUCGGAGAAUUAUCAUCAUAUGGUCGGACUUUGUCAUAAGGAGCAGGUUUAUGGAUGGCAUGACAGCUCCUGUGCCCCCAAAAAACGGUGUGCGGGGUGUAGCUUGCAAGAUAUUUCCUUUGAUAUUCGCGACCUGGUGUACAACUCAGCUCAUGCGUGUGGUUCCGACGCUAUUUUCCGGCAGCAACCUCGACACGACUCCCCCGGAGCUUGAUGCAUUCGACCUUUUUUAUGCACUCUCCAUUCUUUGCCCAAUGAAAUGGCACCACGAACCUAGUACUAUCAGACUUAAUAUUCCAUCUCCCGUAUCUUCCAACACGAUUGAAGAUCCAGCAACGGCAUUGACCUCCAUAGCCGCACUUGAGCCCGAGCAUGCGCUACCGGUUGCCUCAGGCGGCGACAAUAUCGGUUCACCUCAGGAAGGAGCCAUCAGUGAUUACAUCCGCACUCGUGAGGUGUUAUAUCAAUUUGCUGGCAAAAUAUGCGAGCAAUUUCAGCAGGUCCAGCUCUCAGUCGAGUCUGACGAAGCUGAGGAAGAUGGAAAUGGCAGUACCCUGUUCGCUGGUAUGGAUGUGCUGGUCGAGCAAUAUACCAAGACAAUUGGACGGAGAUCCAUUGGGAACAUCAUUGCCAACAAUCAGCCUCUUAGCCAGCUUAACAGCUACCGUGCUCAAAUGGGAACCCAGAGCGUUGGGGAGACCGGCCGUGUAAAAGAGAUUGGCCCUGGCGGAGACAUUGGGCCCGGAGUAAAGCACUCCGGCAAAUGUUCCCAGGCCCCUCCAAAUACGCAACUCAGUCGGCGGGAUAAUGGUGUUUCCAAAAACAAGACUCGGCCAUCGAGAGUUCACAACACAGGAUCCAAUGAACGUAUCCAGGCGGCAUUCAAUUCGCAAUUGGCAGAUACUUUAAACUCGCCAGACUAG